This is a messenger RNA of Carassius carassius (crucian carp), 1855 nucleotides long. It is a transcript of the gene mapk14b, whose product is annotated as mitogen-activated protein kinase 14b. NCBI's taxonomy places the organism in Eukaryota, Metazoa, Chordata, Actinopteri, Cypriniformes, Cyprinidae. The transcript has 12 exons. Gene Ontology annotation, cellular component: nucleus; cytoplasm. The record is from RefSeq and is a predicted model, not a curated record. Gene Ontology annotation, molecular function: ATP binding; MAP kinase activity. Gene Ontology annotation, biological process: protein phosphorylation; intracellular signal transduction. Bases 269 to 1354 code for a protein of 361 amino acids.
UCACGCGUGUUCGUCAGAGGAGAACCUGUAAUAGAAAAAAAGAGAAGGGAUUCAGCAGAAGAAAUCUCACGCUUUGUCACCCAGUGACUACUCAAGGAGCAGAGCCGGAGUUUGUGCACGAUCUUCGGCGCUCGCGCCCGUGCAUUUGACCGAUGACUGGAUUUUGAACGCGGAGCUUGCGCUUGUGUUUAGUUGUUUAUUGUUUGUUUAUAUCAAGCACUGAGAUCAGGAGAGCAGCACAGAAGUUUCCACUCCUCUAACUACAGGAAUGUCCCAGAAGGAGAGACCGACUUUCUAUCAACAGGAGCUCAAUAAGACCAUAUGGGAGGUGCCGGAUCGCUACCAGAACCUGUCCCCUGUGGGCUCCGGAGCUUACGGAACCGUGUGCUCCGCGUUGGACACAAAGUCAGGCAUGAGGGUCGCCGUCAAGAAGCUGUCCCGGCCGUUCCAGUCCAUGAUCCACGCCAAGCGCACAUACAGAGAACUGCGGCUCCUCAAACACAUGAAACACGAGAAUGUAAUUGGUUUACUAGAUGCUUUCUCGCCCGCUACCUGUCUAGCAGGAUUCAAUGACGUGUAUCUGGUGACCCACCUCAUGGGAGCAGACCUCAAUAAUAUCGUCAAGUGCCAGAAGCUGACAGAUGAUCACGUCCAGUUCCUCAUUUAUCAGAUCCUGCGAGGCCUGAAGUAUAUUCACUCAGCAGACAUCAUCCACAGAGAUCUUAAACCCAGUAACUUGGCUGUAAAUGAAGACUGUGAACUCAAGAUUCUGGACUUUGGGCUGGCCCGGCUGACUGAUGAUGAAAUGACGGGAUACGUUGCCACCCGAUGGUACCGUGCCCCAGAGAUCAUGCUCAACUGGAUGCACUACAACAUGACAGUGGACAUCUGGUCGGUGGGCUGCAUAAUGGCUGAGCUCCUCACAGGACGGACCCUGUUUCCCGGCACCGAUCAUAUUGAUCAGUUGAAGCUUAUCUUGAUGCUCGUCGGACCCCCAGAGCCAGAGCUCUUGAUGAAAAUCUCUUCAGAGUCUGCCAGGAACUACAUCAAUUCUCUUCCUUAUAUGCCCAAGAGGAACUUCGCAGAUGUGUUUGUUGGUGCAAACCCAAUGGCUGUGGACCUGCUGGAGAAGAUGCUCGUUUUGGACACAGAUAAACGGAUAACUGCGUCGCAGGCUCUCGCGCACCCGUACUUCGCCCAGUACCACGACCCGGACGAUGAGCCCGAGGCAGAGCCCUACGACCAGAGCUUCGAGAGCCGCGAUCUGGACAUCGAAGAGUGGAAACGGCUCACGUAUGAAGAGGUGAUCAGCUUCGAGCCUCCCGUGUUCGACGGAGACGAGAUGGAGUCGUGAAGGCUGCUCCACCUCCAGGACCUUCAUUCAUACAGGAAAAUGACAUUCAAGUGCCUGCCAGUGCUGGCUUCCUCAUGUUCUGAGACCGCUCAUCCAUGCCUUCAUAGACGCUCUGUCAAAUAAGGGCGAAGAAAAAAACAUGCAAACUUUUAAAACAGGACAGAGAGAAUGUAAGGCUUUGUGUCCUGUGCCCCAGUCAGUUAAAGCCCACAUAAUGUCUUCAUUUACUUGCCUCGUGUUUUUCUAAACCUGUAUGAGUUUCUUUCAUCUGUUGAACAAAACAGAAGAUAUUUUGAAGAAUGUUGGUAACCAAACAGUUUCUGGUAGCCAUUGACUUCCAUAGUAUUAUUGGAAGUCAAUGGCUAUUGGCAACUGUUCAGUCACUCAUACCUGAUUGGAAUGACUUCAGGGUGAGAAAAUGACAACAUUUUCAUUUUUGGGGUAACUAUCCCUUUAACGACUUUUUUGGACAGAACACACACACACACACACACACACACA